Messenger RNA from Mirounga angustirostris (Northern elephant seal), 3417 nucleotides. RefSeq names its product transmembrane 4 L six family member 18 (gene TM4SF18). Gene Ontology annotation, cellular component: membrane. Bases 238 to 843 code for a protein of 201 amino acids. Lineage: Eukaryota; Metazoa; Chordata; Mammalia; Carnivora; Phocidae. The record is from RefSeq and is a predicted model, not a curated record. The transcript has 6 exons.
UCUGUAAUCCAGAGGAAAAUGACUUAUUUUAAAAUGCAGUAAAAACACCGCAUUCCUUUGGCACAGGAUGAAGACCAGCUCCGCUCUUCAGCCCUGGAUCAUUGUCUAUUGUUCUCCAAACAGUAAACCACUAUUUCUCACCAGAGAUUGCGGGCUGCAGUUCUGUCCGAGCCCUGGGCUUCUCAUGAAUAUGAAGUGAAGGGCUCUGACCCAGAAAGUGGUUCUGAGCAGGGUAAAAUGGGGUCUCGGAAAUGUGGAGGCUGCUUAAGUGGUCUGCUGAUUCUGCUUGCACUUUGGAGCAUAAUUGUGAAUAUAUUAUUGUAUUUCCCAAAUGGGCAAACUUCCUAUGCAUCCAGCAAUAAACUCACCAACUACGUGUGGUAUUUUGAAGGAAUCUGUUUCUCAGGUAUCAUGAUGCUUAUAGUAGCAGCAGUUCUUCUUGUAUUGGAGAAUGAUAGCAACUAUAAAUGUUGCCAGAGUGAAAACUGCAGCAAAAAAUACAGGACACUGCUGUCGAUGAUCUUUUCUGCCCUUGGAAUUGCUUUCUCUGGAUACUGCCUGGUCAUAUCUGCUCUGGGCCUUGUUCAGGGUCCCUACUGCCGCACUCUGGAUGGCUGGGAGUACGCCUUUGAAGGCACGGCAGGACGUUUCCUUACAGACUCCAGCAUAUGGACCGAGUGCCUGGAACCUGCACACGUAGUGGAGUGGAACAUCAUUUUAUUUUCUAUUCUCAUAGCUCUCAGUGGGCUUCAAGUGGUUGUUUGCCUCAUCAGAGUAGUCACUCAGUUAUCCAAGAUACUGUGUGGAACCUCUUCAGUCAUCAUCCAGCCUGGAAUCAUUUGAAUGACAACAAAAAUAUUUUCCACUAUCAAGAUGCCAUCCAUCUGUCUCAUAUCUACUAUAGACCUUAAGGCAGUAUUUAAAUGAUGGUGAUUUCUCCGUUUGGUGUUUUUUGAGCCUGCUUAUAAAAUUGAUAGUCCUCACUGAAAGUGCCAACUAUGUCACCCUUCAAUUUGGAAUUUUUUUCUAAGCAAUAUGUGCCAGGAUCUUCAGGAAUAUCCAUAUUGUUUGGUCAAACAAAUCCAUUUCCAAUAAUCUAUUCUAUGGAAAUAAAUAAGAAUAGAAGAUAAAACUUUAUGCAAAUACAAAUAAUGCAAUAUUAUUUAAUAUUCUAGAAAAUUAGAAAUACCCCAAAGUUUAACUUUAGGGGAAGGAUUAAAUCAAGAGUAGUACAUUAGUUGUAAUAUUAUAUAGUCAUUACAAAUUAUGAUACACAGUCAUUACAAAUUAUAUUUUAAGAUUAUGAAUACUGUUAAUUUAAAAAGCAGAUUACUAAUUUAUGUUUACAGUAUAAACAUAACCAUCUAAGAUAAACACCAAAUAAUCAAAAUUUAGGAGAAAAACUCAAUCUAGAAGGAUUUACAGAAAAAUGUCAACUGUCAUUUGUCUGGAUGAUAGGUGACCCUUCCUACUUUUCUCUAUUUCCCAAGUUUUCUUUAUCAUGUUUUAUAAUUAACACAUAUUUUAAAACUCAUAUUUCUACUAUUAAAAAUGUUUGCUUUUAGCCAACCUUUAAAGAUAUAUACUUUUUCCACAUGUUUUCCCACCUUGAGUAUCUGUAAACAUCAUAAAAUAAUGCUUCAACCCUUCAAUAAAGAAAGUAUUGAGAUAGAAAAGACAAAAAAAAGGGGGCACCUGGGUGGCUCAGUCGUUAAGCAUCUGCCUUUGGCUCAGGUCAUGAUCCCUGGGUCCUGGGAUCAAGCCCCGCAUGGAGCCCUGCAUGGAGCUCCACAUUGGGCUCCCUGCUUGGCGGGAAGGCUGCUUCUCCCUCUCCCACUCCCCAUGCUUGUAUUCCCUCUUGCUGUCUCUCUCUCUGUCAAAUAAAUAAAUAAAAUCUUUGGAAAAAAGAAAAGAAAAGGCAAAAAAAGUUAUACAAAUUUAUAUAAUCUAACUGAGCCUUUAACCUUAUUGUCUCACUCCUGAGGAUGAGUGUGGUGGGCUACAAGAGGUAGCCUUGAAAUAAAUGAGCAGUCGAGGACAUGCUCAAUGGGUUAAAAAAAAGUGACCAUUGACCGGUUGAUACCUAUGUCAUAGGGAGUUACCACUACCUGUAUUUAUAGAAAAAAAAUUUUUAGUGAAACAUUUAGAAACUUUCUAUCUAUACCCUAUACUUACUAUGACCUCCUUGAGAACAGCAGCUAUGUUAUAUAUUUUCCCAUUCUCCUUAGGACAUAGCACAAAGAGGUAUAGCAGACACUCAGUGUUGGAUAUUCAUGCCAGGCCCAUCUGCCCUUCAUGGCUGCUCUGCUGAACACCUGUCUCCAUCAUAGGCCCCACUGGGCCAUAACACUUCUGCCCCUUCCCUGUUGCUCUCCUCCAUGAACAUUGUCAACAAUGUUCUGUCAAUACCUGCUCUGUACCAAAGCUGGGCAACAGCCUGGGGGAAGAGGGAAAAAUGCUUCUCUCCUUGGCACCUGCUCUGCCCACAUCCUCCUUUAAAGGAAGCUGCCCUGACUGCAGCCUUUGCUGAUGUGAGUGUCUUGAAAGCAAGCCAUGUUGUAUAUCAGAUGACUUCCAUGCCUGGACCCAGCCAAAAGAACUGGGAUGGGCACCCAAGCCAUGGGCAGCCUAUUGUCACCCUAUUAGCUCUGACUUAGCCAAGAGUGAAACACCAUCCAAAUGAAAUUAGUGGUCAUUCUUGUUUGAGAAUUUGAACUCAAGGAAGCCAAGAAAAAAGCAACCUAAUCAUUGCUGUCAGGAAAAUAAUUAAAGGAUGAGAAAGGACACCAACAUACAGAGAGUAUCUGAUUACUCCACCCAGCCCAUAAACUUGUCAUAUUUAUCAUCCACCUUUCUUAGUUCUCCCAAUGACUCCUUUACCCUUUACCCUCCGGUAAACAGACUUCUGGCAGGUCAACCCCACCCGUUUGUCUGACACAGUCAGACUGUCUCAACCUUGUUUAGAUUCAAUAUGGCACCAUGCCUUGAGGGGACCAUGAGCAGAUGUCAGCUGAACGACUCCAUUGGAAACAUUGCCUAAGAACACGGUUGCAGCCAAAUGCAGUAGAAUAUUUGUAUCUGUAAAUUAAAUAUUAACACAGCAACCCCACAUCUUUAAUUUAAAGAGCAUCUGCUAAUAAUGCAGGUUUAAGGGGAAAAGCUGGAUACAAAUCUAUGUGUGCACUGUGAGCCCAAAUUUUUUAAUAACCAUAUGAUUACAUGUAGACAUGUGCAAACCUUCAGAUACAGACAAAAAAAGACUGGAACAAUACCUAAAUGCUAGUAGUUAAUAAUUAUCCUCUAAUGGUUGGAUUGUGACCAUGUUUCUUUUCUCUACAUUGUUCUAUAUUUUCAAAUUUUCAUUUGAAAAUGCGUUACCUAAAUAAUGAGAAAAAAUAAAUACCAUUUUAAAAGGAA